Salvia miltiorrhiza (redroot sage) is the source of this 2538-nucleotide messenger RNA. Its product is annotated as glyoxysomal fatty acid beta-oxidation multifunctional protein MFP-a-like. The coding region runs from base 159 to 2321 and encodes 720 amino acids. Gene Ontology annotation, molecular function: (3S)-3-hydroxyacyl-CoA dehydrogenase (NAD+) activity; NAD+ binding. Gene Ontology annotation, cellular component: peroxisome. The record is from RefSeq and is a predicted model, not a curated record. The transcript is spliced from 18 exons. Lineage: Eukaryota; Viridiplantae; Streptophyta; Magnoliopsida; Lamiales; Lamiaceae. Gene Ontology annotation, biological process: fatty acid beta-oxidation.
GUUGUGUUGGUAUGGUAGCGCCAAAUUGGGAAUCUUUUUUUUUUUUUGAGAAAUUGGGAAUCUUCUUAAGACAGAAGUCAGUUAGUUUUCAACUCAACGCCAACACUAGCUGACUCUGCCGCCGGGAGCCAUCCCAAGCAACCGCCGGAGCGACCAGAAUGCACGGUAAAACGGUGGUGGAGGUCGGAGCCGACGGCGUCGCCGUCGUCGCAAUCAACAAUCCACCCCUCAAUUUGCUAACCGUCGACGUGAUGCUUAGCUUACAAGAGAGUAUUAAAGGAGUUCUGCCAAGAGAUGAUGUCAAAGCGAUUGUUAUUACUGGUACAAACAGAAAGUUUUCAGCUGGAUUUGAUGUGACAAUUUUCGGUGAUAAACAAAAGAAGAGGACAAAAGAGGAGCUUGGAUUUCUGUCUAUUCAAUUUCUCACCGACACUCUGGAAGCUGCAAGGAAACCUUUCGUUGCUGCUAUUGAUGGCCCUGCUUUUGGUGGUGCACUGGAGAUUGUUCUUGCGUGUCAUGCCCGCAUAUCAACUUCUUCUGCAAAACUAGGCCUUACUGAACUUCAGUAUGGGAUCAUCCCAGGACUUGGAGGGACACAAAGGCUUCCACGGCUUGUGGGCCUUCCAAAGGCUCUGGAAAUGAUUUUGAUGUCAAAGCGAGUAGAUGGAGGAGAGGCUCGAGUUUUGUCCCUUGUGGAUGCCAUAGCUCCAGCUGAUAAGCUUAUUGAAGUGGCUCGUCGGUGGGCUUUGGACAUAGUGGAGCGUACUAGACCAUGGGUGAUUAGUCUUUAUAAAACUGACAAAUUAGGAACCCUGGAAGAAGCUAGAGCAGUGCUUAACUCUGCCAGGAUGGAAGUCCAGAGACGUAAUCCAAAUGUAGAUUACCCGUUAGUGUGCAUUGAUGUGAUCAAACAGGGCAUUGUUUCGGAUCCCCGUGAUGCACUAUGGACUGAAACAGAAGCUUUCCACGAACUUCGGCAAUCUAGUACAUGCAGGAGUCUAGUCCACUUUUUCUUUGCUCAACGCCAAACCACAAAGAUUUCUGAGAUGAAUUUGCUGCCAAGGAAUAUAGACAAGGUUGCUGUUAUCGGUGGUGGAUUGAUGAGCUCUGAGAUUGUAGCGUUAUUGGUUCUUAGGAAUUACCAAGUUAUUUUGAAGGAGAAGAAUAGGGACCAACUGUUGGAAGAGAUCAACAAAAUCAGAAAAAAUUUGCACACCCACUUCAAGUAUGGAAAGACAACUCUACAGGGUCUUGAAAAGGCUUUGACUCUAUUGAAAGGCGUUCUUGAUUAUGACAGCUUUGAAGAUGUUGACUUGGUAAUAGAGGCUGAGUGCGAGACUUUGUCAACCAAGCAAGAUAUUUUUGCUGAUCUUGAGAAGCUCUGUCCCCCGAAUUGUAUUUUUGCCAGUAGUAGCUCAACAUUCAGUUUGGAAUUGAUUGGUGAAAGGACCAAAUGCCAAGAUCGGAUUGUUGGGAUUCACUUUUUCUGCCUUUCCCCUGCCGUGCCACUUGUGGAAAUAGUUCGUACUGAGAGGAUGUCAGCUCAAGCAAUGGUUGAUGUAAUAGAAUUUGCAAGAAAAUUUAGGAGAACCCCAAUUGUCGUCAGUGAUUGCAACGGCCAAGGAGUCAACAGCAUGGUUAUUACAUAUCUGCAUGCAGCAACAUUGCUUGCUGAACUAGGUGUGGAUGUUUACCAAAUUGAUCUGGCUCUUAAAAGCUUUGGGAUGCACUUGGGUCCCUUUAGAAUGAUUGACAUGAUUGGAUUUAAAGCUUUUGCGGAGAUCAGCAGGAUACUUAUUGAGCGUCUCCCAGAUAGGUUCUACAAACCUAAAUUGAUCCCAGUUCUGCAGAAUGCUAACCGUGAAGGUGAAAGUACUUGUAAGGGUUUCUACGAAUAUGAUAACUCCGGCAAGGCUAGCCCAGAUCCAGAGUUAAGGAAGUACACAGUAAAAGCUACAAGUGUAGGGAAUCUAACUGCUGACACUGAGGCACAACUGAGAAAACUAUCCGAUAGUGAGAUGGUUGAGAUGAUCCUUUUUCCCGCUUUAAAUGAAGCAUGCCGUGUAAUCUCAGAUGGCGUUGUGAUGAGGCCAUCCGAUCUUGAUGUAGCCUCUGUAUUAGCAAUGGGCUUCCCAUCAUACAGGGGAGGCAUCCAUUACUGGUCCAACAACUUCGACUCCGGUUAUGUAUAUUCAAAAUUGAAGAAAUGGUCGCAGGCAUAUGGCCACUUUUUCGAGCCGUGUGACUACAUAAUGGAGCGAUCUGCCAAGAGCACACAUGUGGCCAAUGAAAGGAAAAAGCUGAUCAAGUCCCAGUUGUAAAAUACAAAUGCAUUAUUGAUUACUACCCUCUCGAUUAAUGACUACAUAGUUAAUUAAUACUUCGUCUGUCUCAUUAAAAGUGGCAUAAAACUAUUGAGUACGAGAAUUAAGGAGGGAGUGUAGAUUAUCUAUUAAAUAGCAUUAAAUGUUUUUUUUUUUGUGGAAAUUUGUAAUCAUACUAGGGGUAAUAGCGUUAAAAUACAUGAAUUUUCGCACA